AUGGAGAUGGACUUUCUGGGCCCACGAUCGGCGCCGCGGCAUGCGAUGCCGCUCGUGGCGCGACGCGAUGCCGAGGACGACGGCGAGCCCUGGCGUCUCGCUUCACCGGCACACUUCGCGUACCCGGACGUGCGCGCGGCGGCGGCUCAUCGCCACCACCCGACGGCGCCGUCGUACCAGAUGCACGCGCCGCCGCCGCUGCAUCCCCAGGCCUUCCCGUGCGCCAUUCCCGCCUCGUCCCUGCAAGGCCCGCAGGUAGUCCACCGUGCUGCGUACUCGCCUGAUCGGAGGUGCUCCGCCGCGCAGCUGACGAUAUUCUACGCAGGUUCAGUGCAUGUGUUCGACAACGUGACGAAGGAAAAGGCCGAGCAGAUCACGUUCAUGGCCGCGAAGGCAGCUCAAGCAGGCCGCAGCCCUCCCCUUCGUCGGGCGCUGCGGCAAUCGGAAUCUGCUCCGGUCCCCGACGAGAGAAAGCAGAUGCCAUUGGCGAGAGCUUGCAGCGAUCCUGUGCACCCUUCGCCACAGGCAUUGUUCAUGCUGCCGCAUAGAGAUGUUCCGCUGGCCAGGAGUGCGUCCCUUGCCCGCUUCCUCGAGAGACGCAAGCGAAAGCAAAGGACAGCAAAUGCAGCAACGCCUUACUCUCGCAGGGAGAUAUCCCCUGGUAGCGUGGACACUUUCCGCAUGGUCUCGCCAGGAAGCACAACACUAUCCGGCAACACCGAACUGUCAUGGUUCUUCGGAGAUGAAAAGCUGGGAAGCCGCGACGAGGAGGCGCUGGACACGGAGCUCAAGAUGUAG
Molecule: messenger RNA, 798 nt
Organism: Triticum urartu
Lineage: Eukaryota; Viridiplantae; Streptophyta; Magnoliopsida; Poales; Poaceae
Product: protein TIFY 6b-like
Biological process (GO): response to wounding; regulation of defense response; regulation of jasmonic acid mediated signaling pathway
Cellular component (GO): nucleus
Source: RefSeq, a predicted model, not a curated record